Chaetura pelagica (chimney swift) is the source of this 906-nucleotide messenger RNA. RefSeq names its product growth factor receptor-bound protein 2 (gene GRB2). The transcript is spliced from 5 exons. NCBI's taxonomy places the organism in Eukaryota, Metazoa, Chordata, Aves, Apodiformes, Apodidae. The record is from RefSeq and is a predicted model, not a curated record. Gene Ontology annotation, molecular function: protein binding. The coding region runs from base 50 to 703 and encodes 217 amino acids.
CGGAGGCUUCGGGGAGCGCUUCCUGCCCAGCGCCCGCACCAGCCCCAGCAUGGAAGCCAUCGCCAAGUACGACUUCAAAGCCACCGCCGAUGACGAGCUGAGCUUCAAACGGGGGGAUAUCCUUAAGGUUUUGAAUGAAGAAUGUGAUCAGAAUUGGUACAAGGCAGAACUCAAUGGAAAAGAUGGCUUCAUUCCCAAGAACUACAUAGAAAUGAAACCACAUCCGUGGUUUUUUGGAAAGAUUCCCCGGGCAAAGGCUGAAGAGAUGUUGGGCAAACAGAGACAUGAUGGUGCCUUCCUCAUCAGGGAGAGUGAGAGUGCUCCAGGGGACUUCUCCCUCUCAGUCAAGUUUGGAAAUGAUGUACAGCACUUCAAGGUGCUUAGAGAUGGGGCUGGCAAGUAUUUCCUCUGGGUGGUGAAGUUCAAUUCUUUGAACGAGCUGGUAGAUUAUCACAGAUCCACAUCUGUCUCCAGGAACCAGCAAAUAUUCCUCCGGGACAUUGAACAGAUGCCACAGCAACCAACGUACGUUCAGGCCCUGUUUGAUUUUGAUCCCCAGGAGGAAGGAGAGCUGGGCUUCCGUCGCGGAGACUUUAUCCAAGUCCUUGACAAUUCUGACCCCAACUGGUGGAAGGGAGCCUGCCACGGACAGACGGGCAUGUUUCCACGCAAUUAUGUGACCCCAGUGAACCGGAACAUCUAGAGAGAAAUAUUAGAGAUUAUUUAAAGAAACCAGAGAAACAGUAAAUACACAUACAGAGCCUAACUGCAGCCAGUGACCUAAAAAUCACACGGCGAUAAAACCCGAGUCACCUUCCACCCUGAGGUGAUCCUCCUUCACUCAGUACGGAACUUCAGGGGCUGGGGGGGGAAGAGUUGAACUUACACACCAAAACUUAUCUUUAA